Molecule: messenger RNA, 6981 nt
Organism: Sinocyclocheilus grahami
Lineage: Eukaryota; Metazoa; Chordata; Actinopteri; Cypriniformes; Cyprinidae
Gene: ptpn20
Product: protein tyrosine phosphatase non-receptor type 20
Exons: 45
Coding region: 25-6633 (2202 amino acids)
Biological process (GO): DNA integration; protein dephosphorylation
Cellular component (GO): cytoskeleton
Molecular function (GO): nucleic acid binding; protein tyrosine phosphatase activity; protein binding
Source: RefSeq, a predicted model, not a curated record
GUAUCUGUCUCGCAAUUCCACAGAAUGAGCAGCACAUUUGUGACCCUCACAGAGGUGCUGGAAGCCAGAGGAGGACCGCUGGAAGAGGAUGAGGUGUGGUCGCUCCUGCUGGGCUCAGCUGAAUCCCUCUUAGACCUUUCCUACAAAGGUCACAAUAUCUGCAGCAUUAUAACUCCUGCAUCACUGCUCUUGUCCGCGACUGGGACGCUGGCAUUCAAGAACUGUGCUAUGACAGAUGAGGUGUGUGCCUUCACAGCCCCAGAGAUGCUGCAAGGCCGUGCCAUCUCCACCAAGCUAGCUAUGGAGAAGAUAAUCGUGUAUUCUCUUGGGAUGACUCUGUAUUGGUCAGUUGAUUAUCAUCUCCCUCAAAACCAGCCCAUUCAGCUAAGUGACUCUCUGAAUUGCCUUCUCCUGAGCAUGUGUGAGGACAUGGCCCAUCGACGAGCCAACCUGAACUCCAUCUUGGAGGUUUGUGAAUCACAUCACAAAGCAUCUCUCCUGCCUCCUCCCAACAAAGUCAUCAAACAGCUGGUAGAGGAUGUCUUCCAAGACUCUGUGGAUCGAGCUGCUUUAACUGAAAAUGUUGCACAGUUGAGUGGGAAAAGUCAGAUGAUCAGAGAAAGACUACAUGGUAAGCGUGGACCAUAUCCUGGUUAUACAGAGGGGAACGGAGCUUCAGGAGAGACUCGCAGACUGUCUCUGGACUCCGAGCCAAAGCCAGGAAUUUCCCAACAACAGAAAACCUGGUCUCUCAGAAGUAGACCUAGUCAGACCACAUCAUAUCAGGGCUCAAACAGAAUUCCACUGGGGCUUCACCACAGACGAAGCACAAGUUGUUGGCUGUCACAAAGUACAUGCCUCAACGUUCCCAAAAAGGGUGAAGCCCGGCCUUCCAGUCCCUGUAUCACUGUUAGUGAGUCUGCAAUCAGCCUCUCCCAAAGGAAAGCUAAGAGUCUUGGACCUGAAUUUACCAGGAUGAUUGAUGAACCUCAAAUAGUUUUAGAGCUGCCAGGAUCUAUAGUGUCAAAGAAAGGCAAGUCAGGCUUGUCUCAAAGGGAGGUUAACGUGAUCAUGCCAAAUGAACAGUGUGUGGCAGUGAAAUGUGACAUCAAGUCCCGUGGGAGAGAUGUCUUCGACAUGGUUGUGGCACACGCUAACCUUGUGGAGCACUUUUACUUUGGCCUUGCUUUCAUUGAUGAUGGUGAAUUUUUCUUUUUGGACCCUGAGACAAAAAUCUCAAAGGUUGCCCCAGAUUGCUGGAAGAAAGUGGCUUCUGCGACAUUUACGCUUUUUCUCCGUGUCAAAUUUUUCCCUGAUGACAUCUCCUAUAUAUUGCAUAGACUUACACGACACCAAUACUAUCUCCAGCUGAGGAGGGACGUUCUGGAGGACAGAGUGUACUAUACUGAGGAGACCGCAUUGUUUCUUGCUGCGUUAGCACUGCAGGCUGAGUUUGGAGAUUAUUUGCCUGAAGUUUAUGGGAAGAACUAUUUCCAAAUGGAGCAGUACAUCUCUAAGAGAGUCAUAGAGAAAGUGGCCUUGCCCUGUUUAAGAGAGGAGUUGCCAAGGUUACAUGCCAAUAAUGCCCACAUGCUUCCAGAGGAGGCUGAGAUGGAGUUCUUAAAGAUUGCACAGCAGCUGCCAGAGUAUGGAGUGCUGUUCCACAGAGUUGCCCGUGAAAGGAAACCUAUUAUUGGAGAGCUGGUUUUGGGAAUUUGUGCCAAAGGAAUUAUGGUUUAUGAAGUCAAGAACCAUUCUCGUGUGUUAAGCCGCAAAUUUCACUGGACAGAGACAGACAGUCUCUCAACAAGUAGACGAAAAUUUACCAUUGAGUGCAGCCCGAGUGGGAAGAAGCACUCAUUUGUGACAGAGAGCUCAAAGAUCGCACAGUACCUCCUGAACCUCUGCUCAGCCCAGCACAAGUUUCACAGUGAGAUGACCUCUCGUCAACUGACCUACUGUUUAGCCUCAGAUGAUAGCGUGGCAAAAUAUACAUCAAUAUGCCGUGCUCGACACAAUCAGAUAAAUAGGCUGUCAUGCUCGGAGAUUGUGCUCAACAAUAUUGGUUUGAAUGGAUUACCCAAUGACUCCAUGAGCAAGUCUUGCGAUGACCUGUCAGCAAAGAUCGGAGUUCGGAUUCAGCAACAGAAUGAAGUAAAUGACAUUCCUGAACCAAGAACCCCAAGUGAACUGAAAGACCAGAGCCGAAGCAGCAGCCCUCCAGAAACUUUCAGUCCUCCAGUCUAUCGCAUCAUGUCCAAUGUCUCUUUGCAAAAGCAGGACUCAGAGGUUAAUUUCACCACCUCGUCUAUAAGAGUGGACACACCCACAAGAACAACCCCAGAGAGAGAAAUCAUCAGUGUAACUUUAAAAAAGGAUCCAAAACUUGGUUUCGGUUUUGUAAUGGUCGGUGAGGACAACACAGGGAAGUUAGAUCUGGGAAUUUUCAUAGCAUCCAUCGUUCCCGACGGGCCAGCUGAUAGGGACGGCAGAAUCAGACCCGGUGGUCGGCUGAUCUCUCUGAAUAAGACCAGUCUAGAGGGGGUGACGUUUAAUAUAGCUGCUGCCAUACUGCAGAGCAGCCCAGAUGAAGUGGAGCUCAUAGUGUCCCAACCCAAACAGGAUCUCCGGGACAGUAAGACCUCACUGGCUACAAGUAAUUUAGGGAUGAUGCUGGAAAGAGGCUUUGGCUCUCAAAGCACCCUGAGUGCAGAGUACAGGCCUGUGAUGGAGGAGCUGGAGGAGACCCUGUCCAACAUCAUGGCUCCCAAAAUGGGCAAAAGGCUGCACAUACCUGUGGUGCGGAUUCUGGAUUUUCAGGAUAGAUAUAAUUCUUCCAGCUUCAGUUCAAGGCCAGGUGAAGUAAUCUACAUGGAGCUCAGAAAGAUCAACAGCAGCUUGGGAAUCAGUGUUGGUGGGGGAAUCAACACUAAUGUACAUCAUGGAGGAAUCUACAUCAAAAGCGUGAUCCCAGGAGGAGCGGCAGAUCAAGAUGGAAGAAUACAGAUAGGUGACAGGCUGCUAGAGGUGGACGGCUGUAACCUGUGUGCUGUCACACACAGGCAGGCGGUAGAGUGCCUGAAGAGGACGGGGGAGGUGGUGAGCCUGGUUCUGGAACGAGAGCCUCCAGUGGUGCUGGACACUUACAGUGCCUCAUCCACAUUGGAGAGACAGAGAUCUCCUUCACCCCUCAGUGCUCAAAGCACACCCACCCCCCUGAGGAGAGAUGUGACCAUGGAAACGCCCUUGUCUGUCAGGGCCAAGGACUUCAGCUUUGUGUCAGAUGAUGACAUCCUGGAGGUGACGCUACAGAAGAGUCUGAGUAGCCUGGGGUUCAGUUUCAUCAUAUCUGAACUGGGUCCGGAUGAGGGCAGCAUGGUGCAAAUUAAGAGCCUUUCUUCUGGUCAGCCUGCAGGGGAUUGUGGGCUUCUGAAGGAGGGAGACAUAAUCCUGGCUGUCAAUAGAGAACCUGUCAGAGGCCUUUCCUAUGAGGAAGUUCUGCGUCUCCUCCAAAAAUCUCCAUCUAAGAUUAGGCUGUCAAUCUGCAGAACUUCACAGGAUGAACAUACAGAUAUUGAGACCUCUCUGGGUCAUGACACACUUCCAAACCGUGCACUGAGAUCCAGGUCUCUAGACCUGCAGACAAGGACUGUUGCCCCAGACUUUAGUGAACUCCUCAAGAAGCGGGCGAUAGAGGUGGGUCUAAAGAAAGAAGUUUCCCCAGAGAAAACCCAGGAGAUCCCAUUGACCCAACAGAAACCAGAUACUGAGCUGGUGGAUACUACUAUAUCAGCCCCUCCACCCCUACCUCCACGUCCAUCCUCAGGUGAAGCUGGAGAACCUAAACCUCAUGCCAUAAUGGGGGAGGGGCAUGAGAGCAAAGCCCCACCCCCAACACCAUGCACUGUUAAAGUGACAACAGCCAAUCCAGCACCAACACCAGCAGCCCCUGAAACAGCAAUUGCAACCCAUCAGCAAGAGUCAAAAAAUGAUACCAUCUCAACCAACCAUGUCUCAGCUUGUACCAGUCACACAACUGAAGGUGUGGAAGAGAGCAUGACAAGUUUCACAGCUAAUGGACUGACCGUCAUAGCCGAUGAGGAAUACUUGAGCAUCACCACCACAGCACCUUCUCCUCCAAGCUGCAGCAUUGCUGUCUCCAAUGAACCGCCACCACCAGCGGCCCUUUCUCCAUCACUGUUAAGCACACCUCCAUCCUACCAGCAAGCAACUCAAACGUCAUCACCAGUGAAACCUCCUGCCCAGUUUACCAUCCCCUCAGCCAGAAACAACAGCGGCUGGGAUGAUGAUGAAGAAGAGGAGGAUGAUGAAGAUCCCCAAAGGGACAUGUUGAAGGAGUUUGAACUGACUGUCUCACUGACCAAAUCAUGGUGUGGCAGUUUUGGUUUUACAAUAACCAGGAGUAAACUGGACAACUGCUUUUAUGUCCAGGAGGUCCUGGAUAAUCCAGCCAAAGCAGAUGGCAGACUUAGGGCAGGAGACAGACUUGUCAUGGUAAACGGUCACAAUGUGACCAACGUGACAGAUGACGUGGCUAUUAGCAUCCUCAGGUCUUCCUCUAAAAGACUGCACAUGGUGCUGGGCAGAGCUGUGCAAAAUCUACUCCCCCCGCCGCCUCCUGACACCCUCCAGGACAUUGUCAUCCCCAAGACUCCAUCCGGACAACUGGGUAUCAAGCUAACAGGGGGUAUUGGCAGCAAGUGGCAGGGAAUUUAUGUCCAGGAGGUGGUGCCAAGCUCCCCUGCUAGUGAAGAGGGCAGCAUCCAGCCCAAUGACAAGAUUGUUUAUAUAUGUGGGAAGUGCACCCUGGGAAUGACGCUGGAGGAUGCUGUGAAAGUGUGUGAGAGUGCCCCGCGCAAAGUCCGAUUCAAAGCCAUGAGAGAUGACCAACCAGUGAUACCAGUAGAUAAAUGGAAUGGUUUGUUUGAAUGGAAGGAGAAAAAAGUCUUCCCCCACCUCGAAGAGCCUGUGUCCCCUGACAUGGAGGCGGCUCCUACCGAUGUUAAACCUGUCGCUGACAGUGCCAUACAAUUCAGGAAAAGGCUGUCUGUCACAUCAGAGCAGGAGAAGCUGUACAGUGAUAAUGGAGGGGAAUUCAACAACCAAGAAAUCAGAGACAUGGCUGGAAAUUUUAACAUUGAGAUAAGAACAACGGCUGGAUACAGUCCCUGGAGCAACAGACUACUCGAGAGACAUAAUCAAACACUCACCGAGAUCAUCCUGAAGGUCAAACGAGAAAAUGGAUGUGACUGGCACACUGCCCUUGACUGGGCCCUCAUGGCUAAGAACAGUAUGGUGAAUGUUCAUGGAUAUAUUGUUUUAAUUGUCUUCUCCUGCUGUAACACUUCAUUUGCAGAUAUUACAGCACGAACAGAAACACAGGCAGAUCAUGUGUCUUUCCAGACCUCAGAAUGUCCUGGUGUUGGAAGGGAAUGUGAGCAGGAAAGUCGAAACUGUACACUUACCUGUCAGAGGUGUUGUCCAUCUCUGGGAGUCACAGACAUGCUACAGGAAAGGACAGACCCCCAGGAGCAGCAUCUAGAAAAAUCUGCCAUGAAAACAGAGCAUAGCCAGUCAGUCGGCUGGAGCAGUGAUGAAGAAGAGGAUGGUGAUGAUGAUGACAAUGCUUCUCAGCCAUGGCUUCCCGAGACCGUUCCUAAUACAGGUCGACCAAUUGUGUCAGAAGAGGAGCUUGCUAGGCUUGCAGUGAUAUCCCUGUCUAAGAAUGGGCAGUACUCUGGCUCCAGGGUCAAAGCCCUCAUACAGGCCCUUGAACAGUUAGAGAAGCAAGAUCUGAUCAAAGAGUUUAUGGCUUUAGAGCAUUUGAAACCCUCAGACAACUGCCUGGUUGGAAAAGCACCUGAAAACCGGGAGAAGAACAGAUACAGAGAUAUCCUGCCCUAUGAUAAGACGCGUGUACCUGUCGGAGAGAAUGAGGGCUACAUCAAUGCCAGCUACAUUCGUAUGAAGGUGGGCACAGAGGAGCUCCUCUACAUCUCUGCUCAGGGCCCUUUGCCUGGCACUCAGGAUAACUUCUGGCAGAUGGUGUGGGAGAACAAGUCUGAUGUUAUCGCCAUGAUGACUCAGGAGGUGGAACAUGGCCGGGUAAAAUGCCACAAGUACUGGCCCGAGAAGCUCGAUGUUCCCAAAGAAACCAGCCGUUACCAGCUCCACCUGGAUAACUACCAGAUGCUUGGCUAUUUCCACAUUAAGGUCAUCAAGAUGGUGGAAAAAGAGAGUGGAGACAUUCAAUUUGUAAAGCAUCUAAAGUUCACCACAUGGCCUGACCAUGGCACGCCACACUCCUCCGAGCAGCUGGUGUGCUUCAUGCGCUACAUGAGGGCUGUUCACACUAAAGGGCCGAUCAUAGUCCACUGCAGUGCAGGCAUUGGCCGAUCUGGAGUCCUCAUCUGCACUGACGUCAUCCUUAGUCUCAUUGAGAAAGACCUAAGUAUUAACGUGAGUGGCAUAGUAAAGGAGAUGAGACUCCAGCGGCACGGCAUGAUUCAGACCAAGGAACAAUACCUCUUUUGUUACAAAGUCUGGCUGGAAGUGUUACAAAGCAUCUCACUACUUCAUGAUCACCACUGGCAAACUGAAACUUCUUCAUGAACAAAUCCUUACAGUCCUUAAUACAAGUGUUUCCUCAGAAAGGCAACAAUAUAUGUGUUUUUGAGUGGCAGACAUGGUUGUGAUGUGUUGAUUGUGUGAGUCUAAUAUAGUAUGACCACUUCUUCUAUUACUCGAAUAUUGAAUAUAUCAUUGGAAAUAUGGUAGAUAUUUUCAUUAACUGUGCAAUGUCCUUGUGUGAUGUGAUAUAUAUUUUUGUACCAUUUUGGCUUAAAGACACUGAUUUCAUAGCCUUUCUGGACUCUUAGUCAUUUUGCCUUGAACGUAUUUUUUUAAAGACAAAAGUUAUGCACAUUAAUUUUUUAUUCAAAUUAAUUUAACUUAUUUUUC